Messenger RNA from Cercocebus atys (sooty mangabey), 4125 nucleotides. RefSeq names its product potassium channel, two pore domain subfamily K, member 12 (gene KCNK12). Gene Ontology annotation, cellular component: membrane. The coding region runs from base 618 to 1910 and encodes 430 amino acids. NCBI's taxonomy places the organism in Eukaryota, Metazoa, Chordata, Mammalia, Primates, Cercopithecidae. Gene Ontology annotation, molecular function: potassium ion leak channel activity. The transcript is spliced from 2 exons. Gene Ontology annotation, biological process: stabilization of membrane potential; potassium ion transmembrane transport. The record is from RefSeq and is a predicted model, not a curated record.
CCUGCCGGGCGGCUCUUCGGCUGGAGCUGAGAAAGGAGCGCUUUCCCGGACUCGGCUCGGCUCCGAGGCUCCGAAGCCGACGCCGCCAGCUCAGCCCCGGGGGCGGGAGCAGGACUGCCAGCAGAUCCCGCACCUAGGAGCCGCCGAGCCCGAACGCCUCAUGGGACGCCCCCGGGGGCUCUCUCCCCGCCCUGCUGCCGAGUCCCGGUCCUAGGCGCCCGGGCUCCACGGCCCACCCCGCCCGCAGCCCGCGGCCUGUCUGGAGAGGAGUAUGAGGCCCGGGGCCCCGCGGACGCCGGCCACCGGGCGGCAGGGGCCUAGCUGCGAAGCCCCGCGCCCGAGGGCGGCGGGUAAGGAGCCGCGGGAGCCGGCGAGGCGUCGGGGCGCGGAGAGGAGCGCCCCUGCCCGGGCACCCGCUGGGCCACGGGACUCGCGUGUGGCCUGAGUGCCGGGGAGGAGGCGGAGGCGCCCCUCCGUCCGGGCUCUGGGAAGGCGGCGAGGGGCUCCGCGGCGGCCCCGGACCCCUGGCCACCAUCCUCACGCUCCUGCUCCCGCCGGGGGGAUGUCGCGGCCCGGGCCCCGAGCGCCGCCCCGGCCCCGGGGCUGAGCUCCGGACCAUGUCCUCCCGCAGCCCCCGGCCCCCGCCCCGCCGUAGCCGCCGCCGCCUGCCGCGCCCCUCCUGCUGCUGCUGCUGCUGCCGCCGCUCGCACCUCAACGAGGACACCGGCCGCUUCGUGCUGCUGGCGGCGCUCAUCGGCCUCUACCUGGUGGCGGGUGCCACAGUCUUUUCCGCGCUGGAGAGCCCCGGCGAGGCGGAGGCGCGGGCGCGCUGGGGCGCCACGCUGCGCAACUUCAGCGCUGCGCACGGCGUGGCCGAGCCGGAGCUGCGCGCCUUCCUCCGGCACUACGAGGCCGCGCUGGCCGCCGGCGUCCGCGCCGACGCGCUGCGCCCGCGCUGGGACUUCCCCGGCGCUUUCUACUUCGUGGGCACCGUGGUGUCAACCAUAGGUUUCGGCAUGACCACCCCCGCGACGGUGGGCGGGAAGGCCUUCCUCAUCGCCUACGGGCUGUUCGGCUGCGCCGGGACCAUCCUGUUCUUCAACCUCUUCCUGGAGCGCAUCAUCUCGCUGCUGGCCUUCAUCAUGCGCGCCUGCCGGGAGCGUCAGCUGCGCCGCAGCGGCCUGCUGCCCGCCACCUUCCGCCGUGGCUCCGCGCUCUCGGAGGCCGACAGCCUGGCGGGCUGGAAGCCCUCGGUAUAUCACGUGCUGCUCAUCCUGGGCCUGUUCGCCGUGCUGCUGUCGUGCUGCGCCUCGGCCAUGUACACCAGCGUGGAGGGUUGGGACUACGUGGACUCGCUCUACUUCUGCUUCGUCACCUUCAGCACCAUCGGCUUCGGGGACCUGGUGAGCAGCCAGCACGCCGCCUACCGGAACCAGGGGCUCUACCGCCUGGGCAACUUCCUCUUCAUCCUGCUCGGCGUGUGCUGCAUUUACUCGCUCUUCAACGUCAUCUCCAUCCUCAUCAAGCAGGUGCUCAACUGGAUGCUGCGCAAGCUGAGCUGCCGCUGCUGCGCGCGCUGCUGCCCGGCGCCCGGCGCGCCCCUGUCCCGGCGCAAUGCCAUCACCCCGGGCUCCCGGCUGCGCCGCCGCCUGGCCGCGCUCGGCGCCGACCCCGCGGCCCGCGACAGCGACGCCGAGGGCCGCCGCCUCUCGGGCGAGCUCAUCUCCAUGCGCGACCUCACGGCCUCCAACAAGGUGUCGCUGGCGCUGCUGCAGAAGCAGCUGUCGGAGACGGCCAACGGCUACCCGCGCAGCGUGUGCGUCAACACGCGCCAGAACGGCUUCUCGGGCGGCGUGGGCGCCCUGGGCAUCAUGAACAACCGGCUGGCCGAGACCAGCGCCUCCAGGUAGACCGCCCGUCCGCCCGCGCCAGGGACCCUCUCCAGGCCGCGGGGCCGCCGGGCGUGGUUUGCUUCCCUUCUCUCAGUCACUGCUGGCGCUUUCUUAAUCUUUAUCCAAUAAAAUGAAACAAAAAAAAUUUUUUUUAAAGAAAUACUAUUUGGCCAGGCCUGAUGUUAUCAAGGGCAGGUUUUGGGGACGCCUGUGUUCCUUGUGAGUUCCCUUUUCGAGAACCGUGGCCCCCAGCAGAUUCUCCUUCAGGGAGAGAAAACGUGGCCCCCCCAGGUCCCCACCCAGGGCAUACCGCAGCGAGGAGGGUUUUGCAGACUGGCACUAAACCCCGUCCCCAUGCACAGAAGCAGCCGGCAACCCCAAAGCAUAUGGUGCAACUUUUCGUGGCUCUGAAUUACCUCCUCAGCAUUUAGAAUCCUGGCCCAGCCUAGCAGCUUCCUUCUGGUCGUCAGAAGUGAUAUAGUCACAGUUUUGACAGGUGGGGGUAGGGACAGCCAUAUGUUGCCUCCCGAUGUAUAUAUAUAGAACAGCCACUACACACAGAGAAUGGUGUAGUAUUAUGCAAUGAGAUGAAACAUAGCACCAACUUGCGGACUGUGGCAUUUCCCCCAGAUUUGGAAAUUGCAGUGGUGAGGGGCUUAGCUGGCCUUUCUCAGCCCAAAGUUAGUCCAUUUAGCACAGAGCACAGGGCAGCUACUUCUAAUGGCGGGCAGUCCAGGGCACCUGUGAGGAGGGGCGCGCUGAGGCUGCAGGAGCCCUGCUGGGCUUUAGCUGGCCAAUCUCCAGGCUCGGAUAGGAUCUUGAAUCCCCCAACCGUCCUUUCUUUCACAAGCUCAUCCACAACAGGCCUUUUCAAUAUUAACCAGGAAUAUCUGAGUCUCCUCAGACAAGAUAUUUCUUUGUUGGUGUGGAUUUUUUUUUUUUUUUUCUUAACUACUGUUGAUGAGUUCAACUUUUCCCCCUUUGAGAGAUCAUGGGGUUGCUGGGCGCAGCCCUCCAGCUUCUCCUCCUCCUCUGAAGGAGGCAGCUCUGCCAGCUGCGUUCUUGGGAACCAGGGCCUGCAGCACCAGGAACCCAAAAGAAGCCAUCUUGCAAAUGUCAGCGUGUUUGGUUCCAGAGGCCAUGAUGUGUUUGGGGUCAGGAAAGACAGAAUCCCUUUCUAAAUAUUGUUUAUCAAGAGGAUUUGUCUUCUCCAUGCACAGCCUAUUGGAGGUAGAGGAAGGCAGGAGGGAGGGAGCUGGUGAAACUGGUGGAUGGAAGUAAUGUUAGGAUUAAAGUUUUGCUCUCAGGCUGAGGGACAGAUUCUCUCAGACUUGCCUUCUGCAGCACGGGGGCCCCUGACCUGGAGGAAGGCCAGAUACCCAGGCUUCGUUGAAAGGAUGGUGGUCUGGGGCUGUAAACAAACACUCCCUCUGGCCAUUUUUCUCAUCUAUGAUGAGGGCAAGGACAGGUGCCAGAGUUUAUACAGGCACGGCGUGACCCACCAGUAGGCAGAGCUUCUGAUAGGAAGUCUUAGAAAAGCACCGCCUCACCGCCUCCAGCUCGAGCCAUGCUGUGAAAUCUCUCUCCCUGGCAAAUGUGCCUGGAACACACACACACAAACAUGCACGCAUGCGCUCACGCAUACAGCAUUUGAGUCAAACUUGAAUGUCAAACUCCUCUUUCCCCUUCUAGUUCAUGGCAGGAAGGGAAAGCUUACCUGAGAUCUCAGUGACUCUCCAGCUAUUUUGGGUAAUUUCCGGUUUGAGUUGGGAUUAGUUUUUAAACAUGGGCCCUAAUCUAGGGUGAAGCCAGUGAAGCAGCACUGGCCAGGAGAGAGGUCAGUCUUGCUAAAUACUGAAUGGUGGGCUCCUGUGAAAACCAUACUUUCAGGAUUCACUGUGACUGCCAGGCCAGCCCAGCGAGUGCCCCCACAUCCAAGCCAUGGUUGCGGUCACAGUGAAGGGAUUGCCCACUCAGAGGGGCACAUGUUCUCUAGGGCAGGGCCCUCUGACAGGACCUGGAAAUAAAAUCCACGUUUAUCCCUUUAAAAAAGGGAACGAUUAAAAGGCAUUCAAUUAGAGGUGUUACCUAGGCAACAGGAAAUAACUUGGGGAUCAGAGCUGUCCAGAAAGGGAAGAAGAGAUCCCCAUGAUAGAGGCAUCUAGAUAGUGAGGACUUGAUCUGGGGGCAAAGUAACAGCCUACGCACAGGAAGUGAGCCCCAGCAACAGUCC